AUGGGUUCCCUCUUGCUUGCCGUCCACUUCUACAGCUUCACGAGGCCGACCCCUCUGCUCUCCCGGACAGCUCUCGGGGUCCUCCUGCUCAUUCUGUCGCCCUUCCUAGCCUACGCGGGAGUGAGGAAGACCUUCCAGGAGGCCACGCUCUUUGUCAGCCUCUGCCUGACCCUCUCGGUGCUCUGGUGUGGCUAUGGGGCGAUCCAGAUCCUGGCUGGGCAGGGAAUUCUGCUCCAUGCUGACGCCGACCUACGCGAUGCCGCCGUGCCGGGGCUGGUGGCCUUGAGCCUGUCGCUCUUCCUCCUGGGCCUGGUGGGCCUCCUCCAGAGGGAGGUGCCCCUGGCGGUGGUGGCUCUGGCCACGUCGCUCGCCUGCGCCCAUGAAACCGCUGCCCUCUACGACCGGGCCUUUGGCUUUGCUGCCGUGGCCUGCAGCCACCUGGUGGUCUGCUUUGCUGGGGGCUACGUGGGGCUGGGCAGGAUCCUCUUCUUCCUCAGCCAAGAGGCGAUCCUCCUGCCGGGCACCGGCCUGGCCCCAGGAGAGGCCGGGAAGGGGCCGAGCCCGGCCAGGGGGGCAACGGGCACCCAUGACCUGACCCCGCUCAGCUUGACCCUGAACAUGCUCUCCGCCAGCGUCUGGGCCUGCCAGCUCCUGGGGGUGACCGGGGGCCUCUCGGUGGGCCAGGUGCCCUGGCUUUGGGCCGGCGGGAUCUACCAGCUGGGGGUCUCGGUCUUCUCCUACCGCAGCCUGGACGCCAGGGCCGCCACCUUCUCUGGCUUCACAGCCCUCCUGAAGCUGGCCGGCGGUUACUGCCUCCUGGUCUUGUUCUGGGCACCCGAGCCGCCUGCCGUCCCUGUGCCGCUCUCAGUGACCCUGGCCAUCCUGCUGGCCGUCGUGGCCCUUUUUGUGGCCCUCGACAGCCUGGCCGACGGCCUGUAUGUGCUUUUCUAUGUGGCCUUUUGCAUUGCGCUGGCCUGCCGUCCACGUGGCCUUUUCGAAGGUGGCCCCCAGGGCGUGGCUGUGGCCAUUUUUGUGGCCUCUGCCCCCAUGACUUUCAUCCACCUUUACAACAGGAAUGAAAGUGUGAAAAUCCCACGGGGGGAGGGGGUGCUCAGGGCUUUGCUCUCCCGCCUGAGCCUCUGCAAGCUCUGGGAAGGGAAAGCCCCCCACGAGCCCUACUUGGGCUACUCGAAAUAUGCAGACGCGGAAGCGCUGGGCUACGCCUGCAGCGUGCUUGCUUCUUUUGCCAUCUCCGUGGGGGCAGAGCCGACGGCCCUCCUAGCUACGGUGGUCCUACCGUGGGUCGUGGCGGCUGGAGGGAUCUUGAAGUUCUUGUGUGGCUUUGUGGCCUUCUCCCGUGGCAAGACCCUAGAGAGCAGUGUGUUCAUCCUCUACGGGUCCACGUGGGUGAUCUGGGGCCUCGCGAGGUAUGGGGGCCUGUACGGCUCCACCCGGGGGUUCCAGGUCGCCGUGGGCAUUGCCUCCCUCAUGCUUUCCAAUGCCUUCAUGGCCCUCUGUGCGCUUUUCCUGAGCGCCUCUUGGUUCGCCUACACCCUCACCUUUGAGCUCAUCCUCAUCAGCUUCCUGCUGGAUGCCGUGGGGGCCACCCCGAGGGGCUACGACGUGGCCGUCACCAUCAUCUUCGGCCUGGUGAGCUUCUACUGCUUCCUGUCCUCUCUGGUCAACGGCACUUUCGAGAGGCCCCAGCUUCCUGCAGGGCGUUCCUUGGUGAGGCUUAGUGGCUCCGGAGGGGGACGCGCCAGGUGCCCCCACCUGCCAGCCAGAAAAGCUUCUUCGGUCAAGCAAGUUGCAGAUAUCAUGAAGAGGGGAGGGGCCUGCGGGAUCCCCACAGACACGGUCUACGUGCUGGCUGCCGCUUGCAGCCGCCCUGAUGCUGUGGAGAAAGCUUACAACACUAAGCGCCAAGCGCAGGACCGUCCCAUGUCUCUCUGGAUUUCAAGCCUGAAACAGCUGGAACCGGCCAAGCACCUCUUUAGCCCCAUUCUCUGGGACUUCAUGGACGCUGCCUGGCCCUCGCCCAUCAGCCUGGUGGUGCCACGAGGGGAAUGGGUGGACUGCCUGGGCAUGAAGGACUCGGCCAAGUACGUCGGCACCCCUCAGAGCAUUGCGGUCCGAAUUCCAGAUUGCUCAGUCGCUACCCAUCUCAUUGACUUGGUGGGCCCCAUUACAGUCACAUCUGCCAAUCCUACGGGUGAAGCCGACACGACCCAUCACAACCAGGUGUAUGCCAAGCUGGGAGACAAGGUGGACGCCGUCCUGUGCGAUGGGCCUUCUCCAGAGAACGUUGCCUCCACCGUGGUGGACUGCACCAAGAUUGAGACAGGGAGCGUUGGGUUCUUCCGAGUCGGCAUCGUCCCCAAAUCCCAGGUCCUACAGAUCCUGGAAGAAGUGCAAAGAAAGCACCAGCCAGGCCAAGCCAGGAACGUCACGGCAGCGGGGGGCAUGGAUGAGCCCCAGGCCCUAGGGGCUGCUGGUUCUCCUUUGAAAGGGGAUCCUCUGCCGUCCUAUUCCAAUGAAGGAUUUCAGGCAGAAGAGGCCUCCGAGCCUUCUCACUGAGCAGAUCCGCUCUGUCUGCCUCGUGCAGAGGCCCUGCUCCUCCAGUGGCAGAGGAAGGGGCUUCUCCCCUUGUGGCUUUCUCCCCAGGUCUCCUGCACGGCCCCUUCCACGGCCCCUGCAUUCUCACGGUUUGGCUUCUGCCAAAACGAUUCAUAUACAGCAUUAACAGGCGAGGGACGGGGGGGGGGCAAGCGACAGCCCUGCCCUGUCUGUCUUUAUUUCUUCUGAGGUCUGUAAGGAGAAACACAAAGCAGCCAUAGCAGGGGCACCGACUCACGAUGCAGUUUA
Pogona vitticeps (central bearded dragon) is the source of this 2865-nucleotide messenger RNA. The record is from RefSeq and is a predicted model, not a curated record. NCBI's taxonomy places the organism in Eukaryota, Metazoa, Chordata, Lepidosauria, Squamata, Agamidae.